CCUCUUAUCAUUAUUAUCCCCUAAACACACACAACAAGCGUACUUUCAUGUAUCUUAUAUGUAUACAUUUAAUUGAAGGAGCUAUGUCGGGACUCUUCCAAAUGUGAAACCAAGCUCUGAAACUUAAACCUCACUAUUUUGAACAUGGAAAGAAAGUUCACUAAGGACCAUAUUAAUAGGAAGUAGGAUGUUUCAUUUGAAUGUAAGCAUCCUUCGGAUCCAUUGCGACGAUUAUUGGCAUUCUUUGGGACUGUGCUUCAGCACAACAAGUGAUGCAACUAUGGGCCAAACAGCUUGGUUUACAUUAUGAUCGAAGCUGAGAGCUGUGUCGAAGCAAGCUUAGCUGGGCAUCACCAUAGUUUUCUUGGACAGAGACGUAUCUCGAGUUGUUUAGUAGUCUCUGAAACAAAUAAUAAUGUAUGAGCCAGAAUCAGAUUCUGCUUCUUGGGGUAUUUUCAACUUGGACCAAAUCUUCAAUAAUAAUCACUAUGGGGACCAGACUCAACAUGAUGUGAAAAUCUGUCGUGAAUGGUAUUCUAGCAAUAGUCAUUUUGACACAGCGAGUGACAACAUUGACAAUGAUGAGAGUAUUGCACAUGCUCUUCUUGAAGAAGAAUUAUCACAAUUAUCAAUUGUAGAAGCUCCUGAAUUAUCAUGUAGGGAAGAUUACUUGGAAGAAUCCAAUGUUGUCCCGAAUUGGCAGAGCCCUUCAUACUAUGCAGGGCAUGAUGGUUACCUGGGAGAGACUGAUGAUGUGGGAAGUUUAUGCUCCAGUCCUGGUGAUAGAUCAUAUGAUGAAGAAGACUAUUCUUGUACUUUGGAAAUUACAGAUGAAUCUGAGCUUGAUGGUGAAGUUGAAAAGAGGUUAUAUCAAAUGAUUUCUGUUCCUCACAUUCCAAGAAUUAAUGGAGGCAUACCUUCAAUUGAUGAAGCAACAUCUGACCAUCAAAGGCUUCUAGAUAGAUUGCAGUUAUACGAAUUGGUUGAGCACAAAGUUCAAGGAGAUGGGAACUGUCAGUUCCAUGCUUUAUCAGAUCAAUUCUACCGGACUCCUGAGCACCACAAAUUUGUGAGACAGCAAGUAGUUCAUCAGCUUAAAGCUCAUCCAGAAAUGUACGAGGGAUAUGUUCCCAUGGAAUAUGGUGAAUAUCUGAAGAGGAUGUCCAAGAGUGGGGAGUGGGGUGAUCACGUUACUCUGCAGGCUGCUGCUGAUUCAUAUGGUGUGAAAAUUCUUGUUAUAACUUCAUUUAAAGACACUUGUUACAUUGAGAUUCUUCCCAAGGACCAGAAGUCAAAAAGAGUCAUAUAUUUGAGUUUCUGGGCUGAAGUACAUUACAACUCAAUCUAUCCUCAAGGAGAUAUGCCCCCAAGUGACAUUAAGAAGAAGAAGAAGUGGUGGAACUUUCGGAAUAAGCAUUAGAAGUAAUUAAUCAUUUGAAACUAAUACUCAAGAAAGUAUUUAGUUUCCAUUUCUUUCGACCCUGCAUCAUCUUCUUUGGCUGAGAAGCAAGUACUUUCUCGGCUCGAUAUCUAAAUAAGAAGUGUGGCUAAGCGAUCCUCUUAUUCACUAGCUGUUACUGUACCUGUGCUCUUUUUUUUCAAUCACUAUAUAUAUAUAUAUAAUAUAUAUA
Messenger RNA from Olea europaea var. sylvestris, 1631 nucleotides. RefSeq lists its product as uncharacterized. The transcript has 12 exons. The record is from RefSeq and is a predicted model, not a curated record. Lineage: Eukaryota; Viridiplantae; Streptophyta; Magnoliopsida; Lamiales; Oleaceae. Gene Ontology annotation, biological process: protein deubiquitination. Bases 416 to 1420 code for a protein of 334 amino acids. Gene Ontology annotation, molecular function: cysteine-type deubiquitinase activity.